UAAAAAAAUAAAAAUUGUAAAGACUGGAAACGAAGCGUUUAGAUUUAGAAGAACAGAAGAUGCAGCUUCGUCGAUCUUGCUUCUUCUUUCAUCAUUUUGCAUCGCGUUAGGGUUUGCAGAUUUUCAAUUCCCCUUCUUUACGCUACCUUUCUCGCAUAGAAUCUCGCAAUUCCUCCGUUGUUCCGUUUCCGCAACUCAUCAAUUCGAAAGUUAUUGCUUCACAAGGUGAAUUUGAAUUUAGGAGGUAGAGCAUGUAAUAAAGGAAAAAAAUGGAGGUCGAGGUGCCAAUCUCGCUUGAUUUGAAUAAUCAACUUCAGCCAGAGACUGUAGUUUCAGUUCAAAAUGGGGAUCCUGGUGUUUCCUCUUCUGUUGCAAAUGGUGUUAACCCGCAGCAGCCAGCUACAAAAAAACCGACCAGGCAGUGGGCUGCAUGGACUCGACAAGAGGAGGAAAGUUUCUUCACCGCGUUACGACAAGUUGGGAAGAAUUUUGAGAAAAUCACUUCCCGUGUACAAAGUAAAAACAAGGAUCAGGUCAGGCAUUAUUACUACCGACUUGUGAGACGGAUGAACAAACUUCUUGGUCCAGGAUUAUGUUUGGAUGCCAAAAACUCUAAAGAUACUAAUGCUGCAAUGCUUCGCUGGUGGUCUUUAUUAGAAAAGUAUAGCUGCAAAGCCUCAAAGCUUCACCUGAAGCCCCGGAGAUUUAAAAUUUUUUUAGAAGCCUUGGAGCACCAAUUAUUGAAGGAUCGGAAGAAGAAUGUGAGGAAGCGACCCUUACAGGGGGGGAAUUGUCUUCCUGCUGCACCUACCGCAGUCUCAAAUCAAAGUAGAGCAUCAGGAAAUGAUGCCCGUGCAGUUAAACUGGUACUUGUUGACAAUCAAAAUAUUUUAAAAUUGGGACCUUCUAAACCAUCAACGAAGCGCACUGUAAACAUGGGUGUUAACCAUAGUAACACCAAGGGAGAUUCAAAUACCAUGAAACCAACAAGGCAACGAAAGAAAUCUGGUACGAUUUCAACGGCUGCUUAUAAAAAAUGGGAGAAGGCUGCAAUUGCUGGUGUUUCUUUAGUUGCAGAUGCUGCUGAGCAUUUGGAGCGAGCUGCAACUGUUAAAGAAAUUGAACAAGACCAGGAGAAUCCAGGAGAAAGAUGUUCUGAUCCCGCUGAUUAUGUCCUGGCCUCUUUAGCCAAAUGUCCACAAAAGCAAUUUGUUGAUAACAAUGUGAACAAUAGUAUGAAACUUAAGCUCCAGUUAUUUCCAAUUGAUGAACCUACUCGAAGAGCAUUGGAAAUGGAUAAGCAUAAUCCACACCUGGAGCUUACACUUAGUACUCGAAAGAAGAUAUCAUCAAUUUUAGAACAUCUAAACCGUAAAUGGGGUAAUUCAAGCAUAGCAGCUGGAGAAGUAAUGCUUUUUCCUUAUGGUAUUCAAAGGGAAAAUUUAGUUAAUUAUCCGAGAUGGACCCAGGAAUCUACUCUUAGUGCAGCUGAUAUAUAUGCAAUGAUUGGAAGUCCACCCAUCUUCCGUUUAAGGUAUGGUUGGUUCUCCAAUACUGAGUUUGGGUUAUUAAAUAUGCAAGUGCCUGAAGCAUCUGGCUCCAUGCUCAGACAAUACAAAAGUAGUGUGGACAAUGCUAAGGAUCCGAUUGUGAAUUCAGUUUCAUUUCCUACACCAUUGACUAAUACUCUUUCCAUGGAGCUCUCUGAAGAUUGCAGAACAUCCAUGAACAGAAACCAUACUCUUAUGACUGCUUCAACUGAUUUGUCUAAUGCUAGAGGAAACAAUGUUUACCUGAAUACAAGCACUGUGGAAUCUCGUGAUCCUACAGCCAAUACACCAUGGCAUGGAAAAGAUGUUAGGGAUGGAGCUGUGACUACACAGUUGGAAGACAUGGAUGAGUUGAAAUUAAGCAGUGGAGCAGGACUGUCAGCUGGAGAGUGGGCUGACAGCCUUACCAACAUUAGUGUGGGGGACCUACUUUCAGGAGUGUCCCAGGAUCUUGAUAACUGCAUCAAUCCUCCUAUUGCAGAGAGUUGUUAUGAUGUUCAGCAAAUUCCUUUUAGUAGUGAUUCUUUUGAUGCUGCUAUUGCUGCUCACAUAUCUAGACACCAAGACAGGAUGGGACGAUCCUCUCUGGCAUCCCAUAUGUCUUCCAUCUGGGAUGCUGAAGAAACUUGUGAUGCCUUUUUAUUUAAAAAAGAUCCUAUUCUUCAAGAAUAUCGUCCUUGUUUAUCUCCAGUUGCUUCUUUAGAGUCUGAGAAAAAGGUUACUAAAAGAAGCUUUGACAAAUUGGAUGAGCUGUCACCUGAAAGAGAGAGGCUUGUGGAUGAUUGUGCUCAAACAGACCCUAUGCCUAUGGACAGUUCCGAGUCUGAUGCAGAUGUCCAGGAGCAUUUAGGAAAGGAUUUUAGUGCGCUGGCAGAUAUGUAUUGGCCUGAUUCCUUGGGACCUUUGGAUUUGGAAAUACCAUCAUCAACUAAAUACCAUAGCGAAGAUCUAAUUUUUAGUGAUAGUCUUAGUGGACUGAAUCGCUUGAUAGCCAGCAGCCUGGAUGCAUUCCAGAAUUGCUCCUUUUUUGGGUUUGACAAGAAGGAAGCACCAUCAACAGUUGAGGCUCGAGAAUCUGCCACUCUUUCAGAUUUUAAAAUUGGAAGUGGCAUCUGAGACUCGUCAUGAUUGGAUCUUGGUAAUGGUUUUCCAUUUCUGGCACGAACACAAUUGGAGUUUGUUAAGAUUUAACAUUUUUUCUUAUACUGACUGGAGGUGUGCAUGCUAAAGAAUUGGAUUGAGCCACUUCCAACUCUUCCUGUAUAUGUUUCUCUAAUCUGCGUCUCUUUCCUUUUGUACAAAAAAAAAAUGAUCAUGGAAGGAUCAGUCUCCUGUAGAAAUAUUCCUUUUUUAGGUGAACAUAUAUCUUUUUUAUUCUCUGCUUCUGGAUGUUGUAUUUUAAGAAGACCGUCUUGCAACUCCGUGGCAUGGACUUGUUUUCUAAGCUAAUGGACUCCUCCCCUCUCUUUCUAUUAUGCAAGCUAAAUAUCUAAUGGACAAAAACUCAGUUAUAUGAUUAUCUUUUA
Glycine soja is the source of this 3076-nucleotide messenger RNA. RefSeq names its product TSL-kinase interacting protein 1-like. Gene Ontology annotation, biological process: pattern specification process. Gene Ontology annotation, molecular function: chromatin binding. The transcript has 14 exons. The coding region runs from base 270 to 2666 and encodes 798 amino acids. Gene Ontology annotation, cellular component: nucleus. The record is from RefSeq and is a predicted model, not a curated record. NCBI's taxonomy places the organism in Eukaryota, Viridiplantae, Streptophyta, Magnoliopsida, Fabales, Fabaceae.